AUGUCUACAACAACUAGGAUCACUCUUGUUAUGAAUCUUUUGCCUCUUUUGUUCUCAGUAGCUCUAGUUGGUUCGGUUCAAUGUACGGUGCCUCUCAGAUCCUUCAAGAUAAGUGAAAAUGUGACAUACGAUUGCAUAGAUAUUUAUAAACAACCAGGACUUGAUCAUUCCUUGCUCAAAAACCACACAAUCCAGAUGAAACCAUCAUUAUCAAGACAUGAGCUAAAGAAUCAAACUAGCAACAACAAAACAUAUAAGAAGGACAUAGAAUGUCCAUAUGGAACUAUUCCUGUAUUGAGAAACACAAAAGAAUUCAACACCAAAGCCCAACUCUUGGCUGCCAAGUAUUUCAAUCCGUUAUCAGCUGAUAGCCCUGGAACACAUAUCGCUGGGGUAAAGCAACACGGUGGUCCAUAUCAUGGUAUAGAAGCUAAGUUUAAUGCAUAUAACCUAAACAUUGGAGAAGAUCAAGCCUCAUAUAGUCAAAUGUAUUUAGGCAGUGGACAUUAUGGCGAAGUCAAUUUCAUUUCAACGGGGAUGAUGAUAAAUCCAGGCAUUUUUGGUGACGGACGUCUUUGGACAUAUGGAUUUUGGAUGGGUAAAGGUGGAAAAGGAUGUUAUAACAUGGCAUGUCCAGGGUUUGUUCAAGUAUCGAAUGUGGUUCCCUUAGUCAAACCCAUGUACCUUAAGCCAGGGGAGCCUGCAUCGUUGCAAUGGGCCAUCCAUCAAGAUGAACAAACACGAAACUGGUGGAUUAUACAAAUGUCGCCUUAUACAUAUAUCGGUUAUUGGCCAAAAGAGCUAUUUUACCUUAUGGAUAAUGGUGCUACUAUGGUUGGAGUUGGAGGUGUAGUUCAGGCUUCACCUUCUGGUUUAAGCCCUCCAAUGGGUAAUGGUAAAUUUCCGGCAAAAGGUCCUUUGAGAUCAGCCAUGUUUUCCAAUGUUGAUGUCUUAUAUUCCAAGUAUGAGAAAGGUAAAAUAAAUGCGUUUCCUAUAGUGGAGUUGCUAGAUAGUAGUAGAUGUUAUGGGCUACGAAUUGGUAAGAGAGUUCGAUUUUGGACUAGUCCACUCGGAUACUUUUUCAAUUAUGGUGGUCCUGGAGGAAUCUCUUGUGGAGUUUGA
Molecule: messenger RNA, 1122 nt
Organism: Arabidopsis thaliana (thale cress)
Lineage: Eukaryota; Viridiplantae; Streptophyta; Magnoliopsida; Brassicales; Brassicaceae
Product: transmembrane protein, putative (DUF239)
Exons: 7
Coding region: 1-1122 (373 amino acids)
Source: RefSeq, marked reviewed